UAAGAGCAAGGAUGUCUAAGAACUUCUUCUCGUUUGUCCGCUUGCUUGUGCUAAUACUUGGCUUUGUAACUAUUUGUUUAGGAGCCUUUUGCAUCUCUACAAGCACUUCUGCAUGUAAGUGCAACAGUUUGCCGCUUGCGUAUUUUCUUCUACCAUUAGGAUUCUUCUUUCUCAUUGCUGGGAUCUUCUGGAGCACCUAUCAUGAAGCCAGCAAGCACAACAGCUUGUUCCACAGCAUUAUACAUGGGAGUCCUAGACUUGAAGAAAGUCACAUCACGACCAUAGAUAGGCCUGAUUUCUACCCACCCUCCUACGAAGACAGCACCGCUCCAGGAAAGCAGACGUUCUCACUCCCAGCCUGCUCAUUGGAGCCAAAGAACUAUUCUUAUAACAUACCUCCACCUUUGUACACAAAAAGCUGCUUCGAAUUCAUUGAGGAAACCAGUGCUCAGGAGCAACAGCCACCUUCCUAUGAAGUCUCUGUGCAGCAACGAGCCACAGGAAACGACCCAACAUUUGGAGAGGCUUCUGACGCACCUCAGCCAUAGAGCAAUGGCUAAGAAGAUGGGCUGUCCAAGGACUGAAGAAGAUAAGCCAUGACUGUUCUUCUGGGACACGGACAAUGUUUAGGCAUUGUGUGUAAAGCCUUGGUGAGGAGGUGCGGAAAGGACAGUGUGGUUCCAUUACCAGGCACUGGGCACAGAUGAGGGAGCAUUCAGUGGCAUUCAGAAAGGUUGAGUCAGAAAUAACAUGGUCUUUGUGACAGGAAUAAGCCACAGGUGUUGCUGGUUUUAGGAAUGAUGAUGAAUUCAGCCCAACAUUGUUGGUUGAUGGAUGAAAACAACUGAGUCUUCUUGAGGAUCUUACAAAAGUUGUAUUCUGCCUGUAUUAAGCAAUGCUUGCAGGAGCCCGUGCCAUCUUCUGAAUAGCAGCAGGCAUGGCAAGAGGCAAUGAGUAAAUGAAGAAAUUUAAAGCUUCAACGUAGUGAGGAACAUGGGAAAUAUACAUACAACAAAGCAGGGACAGUUACAUUAGCUUUCAUCAAUUCAGUGCCUUUCACGUGUGUUUGACUUCAACUUCCACACUCUGUCAGAGGUGCACAGUCUUUUGGGAACUGAAGUUCAACACAUCAGAAGAGCACCAGACUGGAGGAGGUUAUGUUACUGUAAAUAUCCUAUUUUUGGCAUUCAUAAGGGAGAUGAAAGGCACUUUCCAAAAUUAAACUCCUACGCUCUUUUAGUGUUCUGCAAGCUUUUCUCUGCACCAAGAGAUGAACAGGUCCAGCUGAAAUGACCAAAGAUUUGAUUUACCAGUUCCUAUUCUACAGUUUGAGUAUUUAAAAAACCCUUUGAUUUUAACGUUUACCAUUUCAUUGAAAUUGAAUUUAAACAUCUUAUCUGAGUUGUAGUUUGGUCUUGCAUUGUUGUUUCCAUGUUUGAAUUAUUGUGCUACUAUUGCGCAGUAUCUGGGAUACAGGAAACUAAGUUACAAUGGAGCCCGCAAUCGCACAAAAAUAUGAAGACAAAGCAUAUUCUGGAUAAAAU
This is a messenger RNA of Pseudonaja textilis, 1544 nucleotides long. RefSeq names its product transmembrane protein 252 (gene TMEM252). The record is from RefSeq and is a predicted model, not a curated record. NCBI's taxonomy places the organism in Eukaryota, Metazoa, Chordata, Lepidosauria, Squamata, Elapidae.